CUAAUAUUACCAUGGCAACUAGCAAGCCCUUACCACAUGAACUUCUCAAGUGCAUACCGAGAUACGAUGGAACAGCUUACAAAUUACCUCAUUUCAUUUCAACUUGUGAAGAUUUACAGAGAGCUUAUUGUACAGAUCAUAUUGUAGAAAAGGAAGGUAAUCAUUGGCUUCUUUUUAAAACAGCUUUGUGCCACCUAGAAGGACCAGCGGAAGCUGUAGCCUACAACAAUAGUUGUUCAACACUAACAGAACUGAUAAAUAGCUUAAAACAGAACUUUGCAGACAAUAGGCCUGUUCCAGAAUUGAUAGCAGAAAUAUCAGCAAUGUGCUCAUUCAAUAGGGAACACCCGAUAGACUUUCUAAACAGACUAGAAGAAAAACGUACUCAUGUAAUAACAAAAUACAAAAUAGAUGGAGUGUCAGGAGAAUUGCUAACAAAUUUAAUACAUCAACUUAACGCAACACUAGUGAACACCUUUGUGCAUGGAGUCCAUCCCACGCUAGGAUCCCACUUGCAGGUGCUUCAAAUUCAAAAUCUAGAUGAUGCCAGAAGCAAAUUGAUAAAUGAUUGCAGCAUUGUACUGAACCAACUAAACCUAAACAGAACUGAAAACAGAUUUUUUCAAGCUUCAAAUACAUUUAGAACCCCAAACUAUGAGAGUAGUUAUCAAUCACAAAGCAGACAAAACAGAAACACCCAAAAUUUUUUUCAAAGCAGACAACGUCGAUUCCAAAACAAUGAGAGAUUUUAUCAACCGCACUUCCAACAACAGAGCUUCUACUCGCCACCAAGUAGCUCCCAACCUCACAACUUUCAACAAAGUUUUUCAAGUCCAAACUUUCAGCAACAAAGAAAUCUUCAACAACAAAAUUUCCAACAACGCUUCCCACAACAACAAAAUUUCCAACAACGUUUCCCACAACAACAAAACAGUAAUUUCAAACCAAGUACUCCGAUAAAUAACUCAUCAAACACAGUAUCCAUGCGCACUCAGCGAACGGAUCCAGUACAAAAAUUAAGGAAUUAUAAGUCUCCAUAUGAAGUCAACUAUCUGGAAGAAGACCACUUAGAUUGCCAGAGUAGUGAGUACACUCAGAACCCGAUUCAAAAUAUGCAAUCUCAACUUGACACUUUGACUGAAUCGCUGAACAAACUAACCGACCAUUUUUUAGGGUCAGGCCCCCGAUAUGCAACGGACCCACCCAGCGAUUCGACUUAAACAUCCUUAAUAAAUCGCUUCCUUACUUUGUAGAUCAGAAGGAUAGGAAAUGGCUCGUCGAUACCGGAUCUGCAAAGAACUAUGUUCAUCCUUCACUAGUCUCUCCUGGCGUAACUCGUCACAAAGAGGAUUUUAUUGUGAAAACUCCCGUUGGAGAAAGCACAGGGAAUGAGUAUGUGUUUUGUAAUAUAGAGAAUGUAUUUUCCAAACCUCAUAAGAUAAAACUGUAUAUAUUUGAUUUUUCGUCCAAGUAUGAUAUACUGCUUGGGAAUGAAACCAUGCGUGCAUAUAAAAUGCGAUUAAACUUUGAUAAUAAUAAGCUAGAAUAUAAGGAUGGAGAGAAAGAUUUGUUAUUUUUGUUCGAUAAUAAGAGUGUUAAAUUGCAACCAGGCUACAACGUGAUUUCGGUCCCGGUUAAGUCAGCCUCGGAUAUGACGUUAGGAAUAAUUAAAGAAGUAAAUGCAGAUAAAUAUAGAAUUGAAGAAGGACUUGUUAAUAUAGAUAGUAAUGAAUGUAUGUGUUUAGUUUUCGCCCAUGAACUUACGACCAUUUGUCCUGAGCCAAUGGAGGUUGAACAAGUAGAAACUAUAGUUGAUUGUACAGAUAUAAGUGAUUCAUGUAAAUCGAAAUUUUCUAAGCUUAUAAAUGACAUUCCAAAUCUUCUACGAACAGAUCAUAUGAAUGAGGAGGAAAGAGACAACAUCUUGAAAUUAGUAAAACAGUAUCCUGAAAUUGUAAAACUAGAAAACGAGAUAUCAAGUAGCAGGAACUUAAUGAAACAUAAGAUAAUUACUACAGAUGAAAAUCCAGUUUACACGAAAAAUUACCGGCAUCCCCAAAUCUUCCGAGAAGAUAUUCGAUUGGAAAUAGACAAACUUUUAAGGAACAAAAUAAUUCAACACUCAAACUCUCCCUACAACUCCCCGAUUUGGGUCGUACCCAAGAAAGCGGAUGCAUCAGGACAACGAAAGAUCAGAAUGGUUGUAGAUUUUCGAAAAUUGAAUAACAAGACUGUAGAUGAUAAGUAUCCCUUGCCCAACAUUGAGGACUUAUUUGGAAAGAUAGGACGUGCUACUUAUUUCUCUGCUAUCGACUUAGAAUCAGGAUUUCACCAGAU
This is a messenger RNA of Nilaparvata lugens (brown planthopper), 2337 nucleotides long. RefSeq lists its product as uncharacterized. Lineage: Eukaryota; Metazoa; Arthropoda; Insecta; Hemiptera; Delphacidae. The transcript is spliced from 2 exons. The coding region runs from base 12 to 1220 and encodes 402 amino acids. The record is from RefSeq and is a predicted model, not a curated record.